AUGGCGCUGCCCGAGGAGCCGGUGCCCCCCAUCGUACCCCCCUGCCCGCUGCCCGGMAAGAUCUGCGAUGUGGCCCGCAGCGAAAGGCCGCGCUCCUGCUGCGGCAUGGCCAUGGCCGGCCUCCGCACCGCCAAGUACCAGCUGCCCGAGUGGCACCGCAGGAACACGGGCGUCUACUACCAGGCCUUCACGGCCAGCGAGCARGCGGAGCGCGACCGCGCCGGGGCCCAGCAGCUGAUCAAACAUGCGGCCGCCAGCGCCCAGCGAGCUCAGGAAUACUCCAAGAGCACCCUGGACCAGCGGCUGCAGGACAUCCACUUCUGGAGGAUGGAGCUCCAGAAGGAGAUCAUGGAGCUGGACGCCGAGACCAACAUGCUGGCGGCGCAGAAGCUGCGGCUGGAGCGGGCGCUCGAUGCCACCGAGGUGCCCUACGCCGUGGUGCUCGAUAACCUGGAGUGCCGGGACAGGAGGCAGCCCCCUGACCUGGUGACCGAUGAGGUGGAGAGGGAGCUGCUGAAGGAAGCUGAUCUGAUCCGGGAUAUCCGGGAUCUUUUAAAAAGAACCAUAAUCCAAGCUACCACCCAGAUAAGAUCCAACCGGAUCGCCAAGGAGAACUGUGAGCUGGACUGGUCGGACAAGGUGGAGACCUAUCACAUCGACGACAAAUGCAUCAGCUACUGCAACGACAGCACCAACGUCCAGAGCCACCCCAGCUCCGUCAAAUUCGAGGAGAACGCCUCCACCCCAAAGACCUGGGCCCAGUUCAGCCACGACAACAUUUCCUUUGGGGAACAGGAAAAAUUGGCUUCGGUGCAGCUGCGCUCCCUGAUCAACAACAUCAUCCACGACGCCUCCGAGGACCUGAGGAUGCAGAGGGCAGCAGUCAACGAGGCCUUUGAUGCCCACUGCAAGCAGCUGGAUGAAGCCAAGUACAAGCUGGAGCGGCACCUGGAGCAUAUCCUGAAGGAUAUUAAGGAUGAGGAAGACAACAUUAUGAGUCUGAAGAAAGCCAUCAAGGAUAAGGAAGCUCACCUGAAGGUGGCUCAGACCAGGCUCUAYGACAGAUCCUUCAGGCCCAACAUUGAGCUCUGCAGGGACGAGCCCCAGUUCAGGCUGGUGAGCGAAGUGGAAGAGCUUGCUGUAUUCCUGGAGGCCCUGAAGAGAAAACUGAUGGAAUCUGAGCAGAACCUGAAGAAUUUGGAGGAGACCAGGAUGAAGCUGGAGAAGGAGAUCGCUGUGAAAGCCAACAGCAUUUUUAUUGACCGGCAGAAGUGCAUGGCCAACCGCGUCCGCUACCCCGUGGACCUGGAGGUGGCCAGUUACAAACCAUGAUUUCUGCCUUCAUCCCUGUGAAAUCUGGGAGAAAAGAAAAAUCAGUUCCUUCUUU
Malurus melanocephalus (red-backed fairy wren) is the source of this 1387-nucleotide messenger RNA. RefSeq names its product tektin 4 (gene TEKT4). Gene Ontology annotation, cellular component: microtubule cytoskeleton; nucleus; sperm flagellum. Gene Ontology annotation, biological process: cilium assembly; cilium movement involved in cell motility. The record is from RefSeq and is a predicted model, not a curated record. Bases 1 to 1332 code for a protein of 443 amino acids. The transcript has 6 exons. Lineage: Eukaryota; Metazoa; Chordata; Aves; Passeriformes; Maluridae.